AUGCCUUUCCAUGACCUGAACCUUCCCUACACCUCGAAUCAUGCAGAAUUGUCGCACACUCUAGCUUUUCACGCUGAACUCGGCUACUCAGUCGUCGCUAUUUCGAUAUCUGUUGCCGGAAAGCUACCUGCUAUACCUCAGGCGAUCCCCGUCUCGUCUCUUACCAUACCGAAAUCGGUGUCGACCGUCCUCACGCGACUGACCAUCACCAUAUCCGACGCGACUCAAAACCACCGCCUUGCCUCUUUCCAACCUCACUACUCCUUGAUUGCGCUGCGCCCGACCUCUGAAAAGGCCCUGCAACUCUGUUGCAGCUCGCUAGAAUGCGACCUCAUCUCUCUCGAUCUCAGUCAGCGUCUGCCGUUCAUCCUGAAAUUCAAGACCGUUGCGUCGGCUUUGCAGCGCGGCGUCAGGUUCGAGAUCUGUUAUUCGACGGGUGUUCAAGGUGGAAAUAGCGAUGCUCGCAGAAAUUUGAUCAGUGGAGCGACGGCAUUAAUACGCGCGACAAGAGGCCGAGGUAUUGUAUUGAGCAGUGAAGCGAAGAAUGCCCUUGGAGUGCGAGGACCCCAUGACGUGGUCAACUUGGCGCACCUAUGGGGACUGGGUCAGGAGAGGGGGAAGGAAGCAAUUUGCGAAGAGCCUGAAAAGGUCAUAAAAUUGGCUAAACUCAAGAGGACCAGUUUCCGCGGUGUCAUCGAUGUGGUCGAGAGUGGAAGGGAGCAUUCUGGAACAAAACUUGUGGGAGAACACAAACAGACCUCUUCUCAGCAGCCCACUGAGAAAGAGUCCAUUCUCUCCAAUGACAUGAAACGGAAAGUUUCCAUCACCUCCAUCACCGCAACAUCAACCAAUGAGACAUCGGCCACGGAAGACAAACCACAGUCAAAACGCGAAACGAGAAGAGCGAAGAAAGCGAGACUGAAUGGUAAUGCAGGGCCCGACGGCACUCAUACUAGUGCCCAGGAUACCUCUGCUUCGGAUUUUCCUAUCAAGCAUGAGACACUCGGGGGUAAUAAUAAAGUGUCCCCGAAGAAAAGCUAA
Molecule: messenger RNA, 1041 nt
Organism: Rhinocladiella mackenziei CBS 650.93
Lineage: Eukaryota; Fungi; Ascomycota; Eurotiomycetes; Chaetothyriales; Herpotrichiellaceae
Exons: 1
Coding region: 1-1041 (346 amino acids)
Biological process (GO): tRNA processing
Cellular component (GO): nucleolar ribonuclease P complex
Molecular function (GO): RNA binding
Source: RefSeq, a predicted model, not a curated record